AUUAUUGAAAAAGAGCUUGAGCUCUCUAGGGUGGUUCCUGAGGGUGUGACUCACACCAAAGGCAUGCAGUGAAUGAGUUUACAGACAGACCGAUGCAGUACAUACAGCUCACAUGCUAAUAGUAUAGCAUGAGAUUUGUGACCCAAAUACAUCUUUCUGCCUGAGAAACAUUGCUGUGGGACACUGGGAAGGAAGGAUGCCUCUUGGCUGUGUUAACAGACGGCUGGUUAGACAGGAAGUCAGCGUCUUCUGUGCUUUUGCAUCUUGCUACCAGAGGGGAGGGGUGUAACAUGACACCAGCCAUUUUCCCCUCACUGGCUACGAGAGAGACUGCAAGAGCGCUUGCUCACAGAUGUGGUUAAUGUCUCUGUGUUUUAUUUGACCGUAGGGAGAACACAUCCUUAUCUCGUACCAAAAUGGCGGAUGAACUACGGAUUGUGCUGCUUGGCAAAACUGGUGAUGGGAGAAGCAGUGCUGGAAACACCAUCCUGGGUGGAGACUUCUUUGACGUGUUGAGCUCACCGGAGUCCACCACACACAAAUGCACUGUCCAGUCCAACAAAGUCAACGAGAGGCUGAUUUCCAUCAUCGACACUCCCGGGUUUUUCGACACCCGUUUGAGUGAGGACCAACUGAAACCUGAGAUUGUGAGGUGCAUCACGGAGUGCGCUCCGGGGCCGCACGCUUUUGUGAUAGUGCUCCGGGCAGGACGGUACACCGACCAGGAGAUGGCGGUGGUCCGGAAGAUCACCGAGUCGUUCGGGGAAGAGGCCUUCCGUUACGCCGUCGUCCUUUUCACCUUCGGGGACGACGAGGUCGAUGGCGAAGAAUGUGACACCAUUGAGGAGUUUGUGGCGACUAGUGAGGAGUUACAGGAGCUUGUGGACAAGUGUGGAGGCCGCUGUCACGUCAUCGACAACAAAUACUGGGCCAAGGCUCAGAAGGGCUACAUGAGCAACAAAAGGCAAGUCGAAAAACUGCUAAAAACUAUCGACAAGAUGGUCGCCAACAAUGGAGGAAGCUGUUACACCAACGACAUGCUGCAGGUUGUCGAAGAGGGAAUAAAAGCCGAGACAGCCCGUCUCCAGGAGGCCGAAAAUGAGAAGGACGAGGAAGAAAUAAAGCACCAAGCUAAGGAGAACAUUCAUCGAGUACUCAUGAUGAUCCUCGGGGGUGUGGCUGGGGCCCUUCUGGGUGCCCUGUUCGGACUUGCAGUAACUGCAUUGUCUCCAGACCCUGCAUCGAAAACUGUGUUCAUCAUGUUAGGAACUGUCCAAGGGGCCAUAGCAGGAGUCAAAGCAGCAAAGCAUGAGAAGAGCAUCAAGGGUGCCCUGUCCAAGGCCUUUCAAGCAAAUCUGUGUUGUUUCACAGAUCGAUUUUCUAGUGACUAAUGAAAUUGUAGAAAACAUACAUGUUUUGUGGAAUCACUUAUUUAUUAACAAUCCCCUAUUUUUCAUUUAAGUUAUAAACGUCUAUGCCAAAGCCAUAAAGUCAUAUUUGAGUAUUUUUGUCAAGACAAGGGACAAGUAUCGUUUGAUCAAUGGAUUUCAUGUUCAUGUCAAAUUUUAUAUUUUGGUGUCAAAUCUCAAUUUUUUUAAAUGUGCCUUAUCUCCCAAGCCAUUCAAUUGUUUUCCAUGAACAGCAAUUUUGUUGUGUUGCUCAGUGAAGAUAUACAUUAUAUCCUUAUGUCUGGCUGAAAUUAUAUAUGACUAAAUCUUAUUCCAUGGCUUUUGCUGUGUCUGUUUUCCAUGAAGCACUUGUAUUGUGUACUCCAAUGUGGAUGCACUCACCCUUGGAACCACUGGAACUUAUAUCACAGUAUAAAUCACAAAACCUACAGUCAAACUUUUACAAUGUUGUCUGAAGAAAUAUCCGUGCAUAGCACCAAGUUAACACCAAGUUGUCAUAAUUUUAGUUAGUGAUUUACGUUGAAAAGAGUGUAUAAAAAUAAAAUGUUAAAAUAGAAACUUUGUCCAACUGUUUGUGCAGCAUACAACCUGUUUGGAUUGGAUGAAUAAUGAAACCCUAUUGGUUGGUAUGAAUGUAUGAAUAGGUAAUCAUGAUGUGUGACGUUUCCGUCAGAUUAGAUUGCCUUACAGAUUAAAAGAUACACUAUGCUUUAUCAAAUAGU
Molecule: messenger RNA, 2131 nt
Organism: Alosa sapidissima (American shad)
Lineage: Eukaryota; Metazoa; Chordata; Actinopteri; Clupeiformes; Clupeidae
Product: GTPase IMAP family member 7-like
Exons: 2
Coding region: 417-1391 (324 amino acids)
Molecular function (GO): GTP binding
Source: RefSeq, a predicted model, not a curated record